Molecule: messenger RNA, 1413 nt
Organism: Hippocampus zosterae (dwarf seahorse)
Lineage: Eukaryota; Metazoa; Chordata; Actinopteri; Syngnathiformes; Syngnathidae
Gene: sh3yl1
Product: SH3 and SYLF domain containing 1
Exons: 11
Coding region: 115-1158 (347 amino acids)
Cellular component (GO): ruffle membrane
Molecular function (GO): protein binding; phosphatidylinositol binding
Source: RefSeq, a predicted model, not a curated record
ACUCUCAAGCGCACCUGUGAUUGGCUCGUGCGAGAGCGGACGACGGGACAGGUGAAACGGAAGUGAAGAGAUACAUUUGUCGCGUGGUUCAACCUGACGGGACGCCGUUGAAAAAUGAACAGUCUCCUUCCAUCUGACUUAACAUCUGAGGUGAAGAAAGCCACCAAGAUCCUCAAAGGAUUCACUGAAAUCUCCGCCGGGAAUGGGCUGGACAAACUCAUCCCAGCAAGUGUGAUCGCAUCAGCCGAGGGGCUGGCCAUCAUCUCCGUGGUGAAGGCGGGCUUCGUGAUCACGGCAAGAGGAGGCAGCGGCAUCGUCAUCGCCAGGCUGGCUGACAGACGCUGGUCGGCUCCUUCCGCCAUUGGUAUCGCCGGGCUGGGCGGCGGCUUCGAAAUUGGUGUGGAGGUUUCAGACCUGGUGAUCGUCCUAAACCAUCGGCGGGCCAUUGACGCUUUCACCAGGGGCGGGAACUUGACGCUGGGCGGGAACUUUACAGUCGCUGUGGGUCCGAUGGGCAGGAACAUGGAGGCCGAUGUCACCCUUCGCAAAAUGGCCGCCGUCUACACUUACUGCAAGUCCCGAGGGUUGUUUGCAGGCUUGUCUCUGGAGGGCUCGUACCUGAUUGAACGCAAAGAGACCAAUCGCAAGUUCUACUCUCGGGAUUUGCGAGCGUCCGGCAUUUUGAAUGGCGACGUGGACCCGCCAAAAGAGUGUGACUUCCUGUACGAUAUGUUGAAUUCUUACGCGGAGGGCUCCGGCACGGACUCGAGCAGCAAAAAUGUGACCGCAAAGUCGUCCCGUCCUCCUGCCAGACCUCCAGCUCCUGCUCCUUCGCGAGGAGGGAACACCUCACAGCAGCCCGAUGAUCUUGGUGCGGCAGGUAGAAGGUCACUCUACCCGAAUAUUUCGGUCUACAAAUCGGACCCUUCAAAUCAAAUUCCUCCCAGAAAACCUCCAAACUUGGGAGGAGGCGGAGCGAGCGAAACUCUGGUGGUCACUGCUGUCCACGCCUUUGCGGGCCAACAGCCCGGUGACCUGAGCUUCAAACCUGGCGACCGCAUCACCAUCAUCACCAAGACCGAGAACCAGUACGACUGGUGGGAGGGGCAGUUAGAUGGGCGAAAGGGGAUCUUUCCCGCAAACUAUGUCACUUACUGAACCCCGUCGCUCGGUGGGCUACGUGAGGAAAGCAACCCGCACAUUGGUGCAAAUACAAUAUUUAGCAUUAGCGUACUCGUGCAUGGAUAUGGAAGAAAGGCUCAAUCGACUUGCCAUACUGGUGCAUAACUACUUCCAGGUCAACCACGUAUUAUUAUUAUUAUUAUGAAGUCAUUUCGCUUUGGUUGUUUGGUGGCUUUGAAAAAGUAGCAUUUUUCUCUUUAAAAAUAAAGCAAUGUUUUUAUUUUAGAACUU